AUGCCUUGUCUUAUCUGUGCACUCACAAAAGGCAUCGAAGAAAAUCAAGGAACACGUCCUCCCUCUUGGCUCAGCCUUUGGUGCCUACUGCGCUUUAGACAUCCUCGCCGCAACCCGUCCGGUGUUCUCACGAUGGCCACGACGUCUCAGACCGAGUUGGCGAUGAAGACGGAGCCAACAUCCCACAGCGAAGCUCCUGUGGUGAAGAAGGCCACCCGCUCGGCAUCUUGGCUGGAGAUUUUGGGCCUCAAGGGCAACUUCAGCCACUUGAACCUCAAGGACCCCUUCAAUGUGAAGAAGCUUGGUUCCAGCUACACCACCGAAAUCCGGGCCGGCUUGACCACUUUCCUGGCCAUGGCCUACAUCCUCCCGGUGAACAGCGGCAUGCUCAGCCUGGCGGUGCCCGACAUGAAGGAGCAGCUGGUGUGCGCUACAGCCCUGGCUUCCUUCUGCGGCUGCUGGCUGAUGGGCAUCCUGUCCAACUUCCCCUUUAUGCUUGCGCCAGGCAUGGGCACCAACGCCUACUUCACCUUCAGCAUCGUCUUGGGUCGGGGCCUCCCUUGGCAAGCAGGCUUCGCGGCCGUCUUCAUCGCCGGCGGCAUGUUCACGUUCCUCAGCGUCACCGGCAUGCGCACGCUGCUCAUCCGGCUCUUCCCGCAACUAGGUGGCAUGUAG
Symbiodinium natans is the source of this 675-nucleotide messenger RNA. The record is from the annotation of a GenBank genome assembly. Lineage: Eukaryota; Dinophyceae; Suessiales; Symbiodiniaceae.